UGCUGUGGUGGUUGACCAUUCAGAGCCGUUUCCACCGGAGACAAACCCCCGCUUUAGCAACAAGGGGGAAACGCGAGACGGGAAAAACAGUCUAGAUCAGACAACAUGGCGUUCUUUUCCUGGGAAAAGUUUGCCUAGAACUUCAGUGGUAUUCCCUGAACUAAAACUCCGACGUUUGUUUGCCAACUUUUCGCUGCAACGGGAGAGCCUACGAGCUGAGAGGUUUUUGGGAAGGACGCUGAUCUCGUCUUUUUGUAUCGGUGUGGAAAGUAUCAUGGGAUGAAAGUUGUCCGUUUGUGGGACUGGACAUCAAACACAGGGGAACAGAAUGGAAAAGCAAGGAUCAAGAAGAGAAAAGGCAUACUUCCGACAGGGCGUUGCCCUCCAGUACCUGGGGCGGCACGCCGACGCGCUGGCCGCCUUCGCCUCGGGGCUGGCCCAGGACCCCAAGAGCCUGCAGCUGCUGGUGGGCAUGGUGGAGGCCGCCAUGAAGUCCCCGUUACGAGACUCCCUGGAGCCGACCUAUCAGCAGCUGCAGAAGAUGAAGCUGGACCGCAGCCCGUUCGUGGUGGUGUCGGUGAUUGGCCAGGAGCUGCUGUCGGCCGGUCACCACGCCUCCUCGGUGGUGGUGCUGGAGGCUGGGCUGAAGAUCGGCACCUGCAGCCUGAAGCUCCGCGGCUCCGUGUUCUCCGCCCUCAGCAGCGCCUACUGGUCGCUCGGCAACACCGAGAAGAGCUCCGCCUACAUGCAGCAGGACCUGGAGGUCGCCAAGACCUUAGGUGACCAAUCAGGAGAGUGCCGUGCCCAUGGUAACCUGGGCUCCGCCUUCUUCUCCAAGGGGAACUACCGCGAGGCUCUGACCAAUCACAGGCAACAGCUGGUCCUGGCCAUGAAGCUGAAAGACCGGGAGGCGGCCUCCUCGGCCCUCAGCAGCCUGGGGCACGUGUACACGGCGAUCGGCGACUUCCCCAACGCGCUGGCGAGCCACAAGCAGUGCGUGAUCCUGGCCAAGCAGACCCAGGACCCUCUGUCCGAGGCCCGCGAGCUGGGCAACAUGGGCGCGGUCUACAUCGCCAUGGGCGACUUCGCCAACGCCGUGCAGUGCCACGAGGAGCACCUGGGCAUCGCCAAGACCCUGGCCAGCAAGCGGGAGGAGGCGCGGGCCUACAGCAACCUGGGCAGCGCCUACCACUACCGCCGAGACUUCGACAAGGCCAUGUCGUACCACACGCGCGUGCUGGAGCUGGCCCAGGAGCUGGAGGAGCGGCCCAUCGAGAUGAGGGCCUACGCCGGGCUGGGCCACGCGGCGCGCUGCAUGCAGGACCUGGAGCGGGCCAAGCAGUACCACCAGCAGCAGCUCGCCAUCGCCGAGGGGCUGGCCGACCGGGCCGCCGAGGGACGGGCGUCGUCGAAUUUAGGCAUCAUCCACCAGAUGAAGGGCGAUUACGAGACGGCGCUGAAGCUCCACAAGACCCACCUGUCCAUCGCCCAGGAGCUGAACGACUACGCGGCCCAGGGUCGGGCCUACGGGAACAUGGGCAACGCCUACAACGCGCUGGGCGUGUUCGAUCAGGCCGUGCGCUACCACCGGCAGGAGCUCCAGAUCUCCAUGGAGGUCAACGACCGCGCCUCCCAGGCCUCCACCCACGGCAACCUGGCCGUGGCCUACCAGGCCCUGGGCGCCCACGACCGGGCCCUGCAGCACUACCAGAACCACCUGAACAUCGCCCGUGAGCUGCGGGAUGUGCAGAGCGAGGCUCGGGCGCUGGGCAACCUGGGAAACUUCCACUGCUCGCGCGGCGAGUUCCCUCAGGCCGUGCCGUACUACGAGCAGUACCUACGCCUGUCCCCGGACCUCCAGGACAUGGAGAACGAGGGGAAGGUGUGCCACAACCUGGGCUAUGCCCACUACUGCCUGGGCAGCUACCAGGAGGCCGUCAAGUACUACGAGCAGGACCUGGCCCUGGCCAAGGACCUCCACGACAAGCUGAGCCAGGCCAAGGCCUACUGCAACCUGGGCCUGGCCUUCAAAGCUCUGGGGGACUUCUGCAAGGCCGAGGAGUGCCAGAGGUACCUCCUCUCCCUGGCCCAGUCGCUCGGCAACCAGCAGGCCCGCUUUCGGGCGCUCGGCAACCUGGGCGACAUCUUCAUCUGCAGGAAGGACGUGAGCGGGGCCAUCCAGUUCUACGAGCAGCAGCUGGCCCUAGCGCACCAGGUGAAGGAGCGCAAGAUGGAGGCGUGCGCCUACGCCGCCCUGGGAGCGGCCUACCGGAUGACCCAGAAGUACGACAAGGCGCUGGGCUACCACACCCAGGAGCUGGAGGUGUGGCAGGAGCUGGGAGACGUGCGGGGGGAGUGGCAGGCGCAGGGUCACCAGGCGGCGGUCUACAUGUCCCUGGGGAAGUACGGCAUGGCCUUCCGCUGCUACGAGGAGCAGCUGGAGCUGGGCCGCCGGCUGAGGGACCCCGGCAUGGAGGCCCAGGUCUACGGCAACAUGGGCAUCACCAAGAUGAACAGCAGCUCCAUGGAGGAGGCCAUCGGCUACCUGGAGCAGCAGCUGGCCACCCUGCAGCAGCUGAGCGGCAACGAGGCGCUGCUGGACCGCGGGCGCGCCUACGGGAACCUGGGCGACUGCUACGAGGCGCUCGGCGACUUCGAGGAGGCGGUCAAGUACUACGACCAGUACCUGACCGUGGCGCAGAGUCUGAACCGCAUGCAGGACCAGGAGAAGGCCUACCGGGGCCUGGGGAACGGGCACAGGGCGAUGGGCAGCCUGCAGCAGGCUCUGGUGUGCUUUGAGAAGCGCCUGGUGGUGGCUCACGAGCUGGGCGAGAGCGGGUCGAAGGCCCAGGCGUACGGCGAGCUGGGCAGCCUGCACUGCCUGCUGGGAAACUGCGAGCAGGCCAUUUCCUGUCUGGAGCGGCAGCUGGCCAUCGCCCGGGAAACGGCCGACCUGGCGCUGGAGGGCGAGGCUAACUGCGGGCUGGGGGCCGUGUACCAGCUGAUGGGCGAGUUUGAGACCGCCCUGCAGUGCCACCGGCGGGACCUGGAGAUCGCAGAGGAAACGCGUAACCCUGGCACCCAGGGCCGCGCCUACGGCAACCUGGGGCUCACCUACGAGUCGCUAGGCAACUUCGAGCGGGCUGUGGUGUUCCAGGAGCAGCACCUGAGCAUCGCCGCGGAAACCAACGACCUGGCAGCCAAAACGGUGGCCUACAGCAGCCUGGGCCGCACCCAUCAUGCACUGCAGAACUACACCCAGGCUGUUAUGUACCUGCAGGAGGGUCUGCGCCUGGCGGAGCAGCUGGGCCGCCGUGAAGACGAAGCGAAGAUCCGCCAUCGCCUGGGUCUGUCUCUGUGGGCCAGCGGGAACCUGGAGGAGGCUCAGCAUCAGCUGUACCGGGCGUCAGCGCUGUUUGAGACGAUUCGACACGAGGCUCAACACAGCACCGACUACAAGCUCUCCCUGUUCGACCUGCAGACCUCAUCCUACCAGGCUCUGCAGAGAGUGCUCGUGAGCCUUGGUCACCAUGACGAGGCUCUGGCCGUGGCAGAGCGCGGUCGCACGCGGGCGUUUGCGGACCUGCUGGUGGAGCGGCAGAUGGGCCAGCAGGACUCGGACCCCUACAGCCCGGUCACGGCGGAGGGGCUGCUGGACACGGUCAACGGGCAGAGGGCCCUGGUGCUCUAUUUCUCCCUGGCGGCUGGGUACCUGUACAGCUGGCUGCUCGCACCUGGGGCAGGCAUCCUGAAGUUCCACGAGGUGUACCUGGGCGAGGGCAUGUCCGAGGGCGGGGCUGAGUUCCAGGAGGGGUGUGGUGGAGGGGGGAGUGGCUCCUCGCUGGAACAGCACAUCGCCAACGCCCGGGAGGCCCUUGGAGUAGAGUCCUACUACAGCAGGGGCUGCUCCAGCAGUGAGACGGAGAGUGAGGCGGGGGAUCUCCUGGACCAGCAGUUUGAGGAGCUCAACAACAAGCUCAACUCUGUGACCGACCCCACAGGCUUCCUGCGCAUGGUGUCCAGAAACAACCUCUUCAACAGGAGCUGCCAGAGUAUGAGCAGUCUGUUCAGUAACAGCAUGUCUCCUGGGAAGGACAGCUCCUCCUCCUCCUCCACCCUGCCCCACCGUGGCAGCAGCCAGAGCAAACCGCCCCUGCGUGCCCUCUACGACCUGCUCAUCGCCCCGAUGGAGGGGGGUCUGAUGCACUCCAGUGGGCCGGUGGGUCGGCACAGGCAGCUGGUUCUGGUUCUGGAGGGGGAGCUGUACCUCAUCCCCUUCGCCCUGUUGAAGGGCAGCUCCUCCAACGAGUACCUGUACGAGCGCUUCAGCCUCAUCGCCGAGCCCUCCAUUGGGGCCCUGGGAGCCUCUGCCAAGGCGCCCGCCCGGCGGGCGGGGCCGGUGCCGUGCGGGGGCGUCUCCAUGGCGGCGGUGGUGGGUAACCCGCGGUUACCGGCCUCGGUGAUGGACCGCUGGCUGUGGGGGCCCAUGCCGUCGGCGCAGGACGAGGCGGCGAUGGUGUCGGAGCUGCUGGGCUGCCAGCCGCUGGCGGGGCCGAACGCCACCAAGGAGCGCGUGACGAGCGCGCUCACGCAGGCCGAGUGCGCCCACUUCGCCACGCACAUCUCCUGGAAGCUCGCCGCCCUCGUGCUCUCGCCCAAUCAGGACGGGGGGGCGGGGCCCGGGGGAGGGGCCGGCGGAGGAGGAGGAGGAGGAGGGGGGAGGAAGGCCUACACCAUCCCGGAGAGCGUGAGGGGGGGGCAGGACGAGGGGAGCGACGCGGAGAGCCUCUGCGACAGCCCCCCCCUGCAGGAGUUCCUCCUGACCGCCGCUGACAUCCUCGACCUGCGCCUGCCGGUCAAACUGGUGGUGCUGGGCUCGUACCAGGAGUCGAGCAGUAAGGUGACGGCGGACGGGAUGGUGGGUCUGACGCGGGCGUUCCUGGCGGCCGGGGCGCAGUGUGUGCUGGUGUCUCUGUGGCCUGUUCCCGUCUCGGCCUCCAAGGUGUUCCUCCACGCCUUCUACAGCGCCCUGCGCUGCGGCACCAAGGCCAGCUCCGCCCUCACCGAGGCCAUGAGGAGCGUACAGAGCAGCACCGAGCUCUCUCACCCCGCCAACUGGGCAGGCUUCAUGCUGAUUGGCAGUGAUGUGAAGCUGAACAGCCCCUCGUCUCUGAUUGGCCAGGCGCUUGCGGAGAUUCUGCAGUACCCGGAGACUCGGGACGCACUGAGGGUCCUGCUACACCUGGUGGAGAAGUCCCUGCAGAGGAUCCAGAGUGGGCAGCGUAACUCCAUGUACACGUCCCAGCAGAGUGUGGAGAAUAAGGUGGGGGUGCCGGGCUGGCAGGCCCUGCUGACGGCGGUGGGGUUCCGGCUGGACUCGGCGGGAACGGGCCUCCCCGCCGCGGUGUUCUUCCCCACGGCCGACCCGGGGGACCGGCUACAGCAGUGCAGCGCCACGCUCCAGUCCCUGCUCGGUCUGCCCCCCCCAGCCCUGCAGGCCCUGUGUAAACUCCUCACUGCCUCUGAGACUGGAGAGCAGCUCAUCAACAGGCUCCACCAGGUGUUGGUGCAGCUGCAGACAGGUGAGAAGGAGGAUUUCUCGCUGAGCCCCAUCCAGGUGUGCAUCAGCGUGCAGCUCUGGAGACAGCCCGGCUGCCAUGAGUUCCUGGCUGCGCUGGGGUUCGACCUGUGUGAGGUGGGCCAGGAGGAGGUGGUGUUGAAGACGGGGAAGCAGGCCAGCCGCCGGACCAUGCACUUUGCCCUGCAGUCUCUGCUGGCACUCUUUGACUCCACGGAGCUGCCUAAACGCCGCAGCCUGGAUAGCUCCUCCUCCCUGGAGUCGCUGGCGUCCGCCCAGUCCGCGUCGAACGCGUUGCCGCUGGGCUACGCGGCCCCGCCCUUCUCCCCGCCGUGCGACGCCCUGGCGUCCGACUCCAUCUCCGUGUACAGCCUGAGCUCCGUCGCCUCCACCAUGAGCUUCGCCUCCAAGUCCGAGAGCGGCUGCGACUACUUCCUGGCCCAGCGGCAGAGGGGCGGGGCGGGGCCGCUCUGCUCCGCCUCCCGCAGGCAGCUGGGCGUGGCCCGGGGGCGGGGCUCCCCGCACGGAGGCGGGGCAGGGGGCGGAGCCAGGAGAGAGGAAGACGAGGAGUACGAAGGAUUCUCCAUCAUCAGCAGUGAGCCAAUCGGGAACCAGUGCGACUCGCUGCCCCUCCCCCCGGGACACGCCCGGCGACACCAGCAGGCCCGAGGGGGGGGCGGGACCUGCGGGAGGAAGGGGCGUGGUUACGUGGCGUCGGUGUCGAGUCGGGGGAGUGUAAGCACGCCCACCUCCCCGGUGAAGGCCAGUCUCGCUCCUGGGCCAAACUCUCCCUUCCAGAAGGUCGUGGGGAAGGUCAACGCCUCGGACGCGGGCGAAUCGGAUCACUCCAGCACCGAGACGGACAGCACCAUCAAAUCACAGGAGGACAAGAUGGACCCCCAGGAGCUGGCGCGGAAGAUUCUGGAAGAGACGCAGACACACCUGCGCGCGGUCCAGAGCCUGCAGAGGGGUGCAGCCAACGGCGCUAUGCCAACGGGGGGUGGGGCGUCAUCACCCACGGCGACGACCGUGCCCGCGGGAGGCUCUGCCUUCCGCUCCUCGGAGACGAGUGCGUUCAGCCGACCCAACAGCAGCGCAAGCCUCAGAGCCACGCCCUCCCCGCUCCAAACUCCGCCCCCGCCCAAACCGCCGUCACGCACCUCCUCCCUGCAGAAGAUCAGCUCGGGCUACAACAGCCCCACCACCUCCGACACCUCCCUAAAAGAGGGAGGGGGCCAGCCUUCCCCCACCCCCACUCUGGGUGACGACCACGCCCAGGUCAGCAGACUCAAAUAUCCCAGCUCGCCCUAUAGCGGCCACAUCUCCCGGUCGCCGAGCAACGUCUCCCCCAGCUCUGGGGGCAGUGCCCCCCCCUCCCCGGCCCUGUCCUACUCCUCCACGGGCUCGGCUGACGCCCCCACCCCACCCGGCCUGGACCGGCUGAAACGGGCCGCCAUCGACGACAAGGUGCAGGCCGUCCACAACCUGAAGACCUUCUGGACCGGCUCCGGGGCCCACCACCCGGCCCAGUCCGGGCCCCUCCGGGCCCUGCCCCGCCCCGCCCGCAGGGACGUGCUCAGCCUGCUCAACCUCUCCCCCCGGCACGGCAAGCCCCCGCCGGCCAGCCUGGAGCCCCCCCAGAACCCCCCCAACGGCCACCACCCGCACCCCCGACCCCAGCCCACCCCCUCCCCCACCGCCUCCACCAGCAGCAGCCCCGGGGCCCGCGCCAUCCGCCUUCCCGCCGGGAACGGCUACAAGUUCCCCUCUCCCGGAAGGUUCUUCCCCUCCUCCAAAUGCUGAGACAGUCGCUUUCAGACGCUCCUCUUCCUCCCUCUGAACACUUCGUCAGUUUUUGGCUGCAUCCUCCCC
This is a messenger RNA of Conger conger (European conger), 7450 nucleotides long. Its product is annotated as tetratricopeptide repeat protein 28-like. The record is from RefSeq and is a predicted model, not a curated record. NCBI's taxonomy places the organism in Eukaryota, Metazoa, Chordata, Actinopteri, Anguilliformes, Congridae. Gene Ontology annotation, molecular function: protein binding.